AUGUCGAUUAAGAAAUUCGUGGCGUCUAAAACUGUCGAUGUCGAUAACAGAGUACUGACAAAAGAAGAUAACGAAAAUGAAAUCGACGAACCAAAUAAGUCCACUUUUGAUAACUUUAUUCAAGGGCUGCACAAUAUUGACACGGCGAUGGAAGCGAUGAUCGAUAAUUACACAGAUGGGGUUGAGCAUUUGAGCGAAGAAAACGCGUUGCAGGAUAUAGACGAUUUUAAAUUGGACAAGAUGGAACAUGUGCGCAAGGAYGAAUCAGUGAUCGGAAGCUAAUAAUAUUCACGAUAAUCGCAAUACAAACAAUGAUAACAUAAAAAUAUAUUUCUACCACUAAAACAUUAUAUAAUUAUGUAAAACGUCGUAGUAAUUUAAUUAAGCGCACAUUUUCACGAGCAUAAACGCAUUGUAGUAGAUAUAAUUUGACGUCGACCGCACAUUAUUAUGUUUCGUUCACACCUGUGGAAUAUAAUUCA
This is a messenger RNA of Diuraphis noxia (Russian wheat aphid), 482 nucleotides long. RefSeq lists its product as uncharacterized. The record is from RefSeq and is a predicted model, not a curated record. NCBI's taxonomy places the organism in Eukaryota, Metazoa, Arthropoda, Insecta, Hemiptera, Aphididae.